Molecule: messenger RNA, 1310 nt
Organism: Solanum verrucosum
Lineage: Eukaryota; Viridiplantae; Streptophyta; Magnoliopsida; Solanales; Solanaceae
Exons: 9
Coding region: 16-1101 (361 amino acids)
Source: RefSeq, a predicted model, not a curated record
ACUUACGACGGCGUAAUGCCGUUGUCAAUUUUCCGGUAUCGGAGUUAUGCUUUAGCAUCGCCGUUAAUCCGGUGCUUCAGGUCACAAGCAGCAUUGAAAGCAUUGGCUAAAGCAUCGGAAGACAAAAUCCCAAAUCUCAUCCUCUACAAUUAUCCUUCAUUUUCCGGGGCUUUUGCCGCGCUUUUCACUCACCUCUAUCACUCUCGUCUCAACAUACCGUACCUCGUCUUGCCUUUCUCUUCCGUCGAACCCUUCAGAGUUGAAGACUUGUGUAUUGACGGGCUGCAAAAUUGCUACUUCCUUGAUUUUGUUGGUCCAAAAGGAUUUGCAGAUGAGCUUGCUCAGCGGACGUCAUGCCAGAUAGUAGGGUUUGAUCACCGGAAGUCUGCUCUAUCCAAGAUCCCUUUGAAUCAAAGCUCUUGUGGGAGUCUCACAUUUCAUGUCAACCUCGAGAAAACUAGUUCAGUUGCUGUUUAUGAACAUUUCUCUUCUAGACUUUCAGAGGUUGGAUCCAAUAAGGGGGAUGCUAUCAGCUUGCUAAAUUCUACUUUUCAAGAUCAAGUUGAAAAUGUUCUAAAAUAUAUAGAAGAUGGAGAUCUUCACAGGUGGAGUUUGCCUGAUAUUAGGGCCUUUGGAAUUGGAAUUAACCAGUGGCGUUCAAAAUUGAAUUGCAUCACUAAUCCACAUAUGUAUAAUCAGCUAAUGGGGAUCCGCACUGGUGAUUUAAUUGCUACUGGGAACUCCCAUAUUUCAAAUAAACUGGCUGCGGCACACCAGUUGCUGGAUAAGUUUUUCAAAAUUCGGCUGGGGAGAGGACUUUAUGGUGAAUGCUUGGGGGUUAGAGCUGAUGGCAAUCCAGACCUAAGUGAUGAAAUUGGCAAGGAACUAAGCAAGAAAAGCGCUUCAGUUGGACUCAGGCCUAUAGGAGCAGUCGUAUACCUUCAGCGGAAGAAUCUCAAGAUGUGUCUGAGGACUUUCGAUGCUGCUACUGAUACUUCAGAAGUUGCCAAGGCAUAUGGUGGAGGUGGUUCUCCUAGUUCUAGCUCAUUUAUAAUUCGGAUGGAUGAGUAUAACCAGUGGCGCUCAGUGCAUUCAUCUUAAGUGGGACACUGGUGACUAUUCUGGAUGUCUUAAAGACAUGGAGAAGCUUCUUCAUUGUGGACUUAUGGUCUCUCUACCUAGGAAAUUGUUACUGCUAAUAUUUGCUGUAUACUAGAACCGCCAAGUUCAUCACUGCUUUAUUUCCAACUUUUUGGCAGAAAUGAUAAAGUGAAUAUACCUGAACCAAGAACAUUGAUCGAGGGGGGAUC